AGACAGAACCUCGGCCUCAAGCCUUUUGUCUCCUCGCAGCUCUGCGGGGUCCGAAAGGCCUCUGUCCGCCCCUCGCAGAGCGCAGGCUGGCGGGGAUCCAGCCAGGUGGCCGGAACAGGGUCUGCAGCGCCUCGAAGGUGAAUAAGGAGGAAGUUACAGCAAUAACAGGACAGAGGAGAAGCUGAUCAUGGAUUAUCUGACCAUUGAAGUUGAGGAAAGAGCCAUGACUUCUGAGGAUGCUUCUCUGCUCCCAAAACAGAGCACAGAAGAAAUGGAACCUACUGUUGAGCUCCUUCCUGUUGAGUUCCAGGAACUGGUGACAGUCAAAGAUGAGGAAAUGGACUUCACUCAGGUAGAGGAGGAACAGCUGAAUUCUGCCCAAAGGUACAUGGGCAUGGACAUGAAGGUGGAGAAUUGUGGGAGCCUGGUAUUUUGGGAUUCUGAAUCUGUAAGUGAAACUAAAAACUCCCUUUCAAAGCAGGAAGUUUAUGAAGAAAUAUCAUCUGAAAGGGAGCUGAUAAUAGAAAGACUGAAAAAGGAUGAUUCCUGGGACUCCAGAUUGAUAGAAGCCUGGGAAUGUGAAGGCACACAAGAAAGGCAGCAAAGAAAUCAGAGGAAAGAUUUAAGGCAAGUCAUAAUUAAGCACAAGAAAAACUCCAUGGAAGAGUGUAAUGAAAUUGGUGAAAGUUCAAAACCAAUUAAACAUCAGAAAGUUUACUCAUUGAAAAAACCUUGGAAGUGCAAUGAGUGUGGGAACUCCUUCAGUUACUAUUCAGCCUUUAUUCUACACCAGAGAAUUCAUACUGGAGAAAAGCCCUAUAUAUGUAAUGAAUGUGGAAAGGCCUUCAGUCGGAGCUCAUCACUUAUUCAGCAUCAGAGAAUUCACACUGGAGAGAAACCUUAUGAGUGUAACAAAUGUGGGAAAGCUUUCAGUCAUCGUUCAGCCCUUAUUCAACAUCAUAUCAUUCAUACUGGAGAAAAGCCCUAUGAAUGCAAUGAAUGUGGGAAGGCCUUCAACCAAAACACAUACCUUAUUCAACAUCACAGAAUACACACUGGAGAGAAACCCUAUAAAUGCAAGCAAUGUGGGAAAGCUUUUAAUGACACCUCAUCCCUUAUUAAACAUCUAAGGGUUCAUACUGGAGAAAAACCCUAUGGAUGUAAAGAGUGUGGGAAAGCCUUUAGUGACAGGUCAGGCCUCACUCAACAUCAGAGAACUCAUACAGGGGAAAAGCCGUAUGAAUGUAGCGAAUGUGGGAAAGCCUUCAGUUACUGUUCAGCUCUUAUUCAGCAUCAAGGAACCCACACUGGGGAGAAACCUUACAAAUGUAAUGAAUGUGGGAAAGCCUUCAGUGACCGCUCAGCUCUUGUAAGACAUCAGAGAAUUCAUACAGGAGAGAAACCUUACAAAUGUAAAGAAUGUGAGAAAGCCUUCAAUCAGAGCUCAUCUCUUACAAAACACGUGAGAACUCAUACUGGAGAGAAACCAUAUAAAUGCAAUUAUUGUGACAAAGCCUUCAGCCAGAGUUCAUCUCUUAUUCAACACCAGAAAAUUCAUACAGGAGAAAAAUUCUACAAAUGUAAGAAAUGUGAAAAAACUUUCACUCUGCGUUCAGCCUUUCAUCAACAUGAAGAAAUUCAUAAUGAAUAGAAUGCAGCAAAUUCCUAAAAUAAUUAUGUUUUCUCAUCUGAUUGUAAUGAUGAGCAAAGUUGGAGGACUCGCACUAUCUGAUAAUAAGAGUUACUAUAAAGUUACAAUAAUUAAGAUAGUGUGUAUUAGUGUAGGCUAGAUAAAUAGAUUAAUUAAACAGAAACGAGUCCUGAAAUAGACCCACACACUUAUAUGUCAAUUCAUUUUCACAACAGGUAUUAAAGCAAUUCAACAAAUGGUGCUUGAACAACUGGAUAUCCAAAUGGGGAAAAAAGAACCUUGACCUCUCUUUCACUUUAUAUGCAAAAAUUAAUUAGAGAUGGAUCAGAAACCUAAAUGGAAAAACUAAAUUUAAAACACUUAGAAGAAAGCAUAGGAGAUUACCAUCAUGGCCUCAUAAUAGACAAAGGUUUCUUAGGACAGAGAAGCAAUAACUAUGAAAUAAAAAUGAUAAAUUAGAUCUAAUGAAAAGUUAAAACUUU
Messenger RNA from Rhinolophus ferrumequinum (greater horseshoe bat), 2133 nucleotides. RefSeq names its product zinc finger protein OZF-like. Gene Ontology annotation, molecular function: DNA-binding transcription factor activity, RNA polymerase II-specific; RNA polymerase II cis-regulatory region sequence-specific DNA binding. Gene Ontology annotation, cellular component: nucleus. Lineage: Eukaryota; Metazoa; Chordata; Mammalia; Chiroptera; Rhinolophidae. Gene Ontology annotation, biological process: central nervous system development; regulation of transcription by RNA polymerase II. The coding region runs from base 188 to 1651 and encodes 487 amino acids. The transcript has 5 exons. The record is from RefSeq and is a predicted model, not a curated record.